UGGUGUGUUUCAGAAGAAGCCAUGAGACGCCUGAAACUGCAAUGGAGCUGGCUAGUCAUUUUGCUGGUUUCAUGCCUAAGAACGUAUGCAACAAGUGCCUCUAAACCCAAUAUUUUACUGAUAAUGGCUGAUGAUCUUGGUUUGGGGGAUGUAGGCUGCUAUGGCAAUGAUACACUAAGGACCCCUAAUAUUGAUCAGCUGGCAAAGGAAGGAGUGAAACUUACUCAGCACAUUGCUGCGGCUCCACUUUGCACACCAAGCAGAGCUGCUUUCCUGACUGGCAGAUACCCUAUCAGAUCAGGAAUGGGAUCCAGCACUAAACAGCGUGUUCUUUUUUGGACUGGUGGCUCAGGAGGGCUCCCUCCAAAUGAAACAACUUUUGCCAGAAUACUGCAGCAGCAAGGUUAUACCACAGGACUUAUAGGAAAGUGGCAUCAGGGUAUGAACUGUGAAUCCCACAGUGAUCACUGCCAUCACCCUUUAAACCAUGGCUUUGACUAUUUUUAUGGCAUGCCUUUUACCCUUGUGAAUGAAUGCCAAAGUACAGAAAAUCGUCGCCUCAACGCAUUGGUGCAAGCUAAAUAUUGGCUUUACAGUCAGAUAAUUGCCCUUACAGUGCUCACACUUUUGAUUGGAAAACUGACCGGCUUAUUCUUGGUAAAAUGGAAAGCAAUCAUCUGCUUUGCCCUGUGUGGUUUCCUGUUUUUCAUCUCCUGGUUCUCCAGUUAUGGAUUUGUAAAGUAUUGGAACUGUAUCCUGCUGAGAAACCAUGACAUUAGUGAACAACCAAUGAAGCUAGAAAAAGCCACUUCCAAUGUACUUAAGGAGGCUGUUUCAUUUAUUGAACGAAACAAGCAUGGCCUAUUCCUCCUCUUUGUUUCCUUUUUACAUGUCCACAUACCCCUCGUCACCACAGAGAAGUUUCUUGGGAAGAGUAGACAUGGUUUAUAUGGAGAUAAUGUAGAGGAGAUGGACUGGAUGGUGGGCAGAAUUCUGGAUGCUAUUGACAAAGAAGGCUUGAAGAAUAACACAUUCACUUAUUUCACAUCUGACCAUGGAGGACACUUGGAGGCUCAAAAACAAAAUACCCAAUUAGGUGGUUGGAAUGGAAUAUACAAAGGUGGAAAAGGCAUGGGAGGCUGGGAAGGAGGGAUCCGUGUGCCAGGGAUAUUUAGAUGGCCGGGAGUAUUGCCUGCAGAUACAGUUAUUGAUAAACCUACAAGUCUUAUGGACAUUUACCCCACAGUGGCUCACCUGGCUGCAGGGAUAAUGCCUCAGGACAGAGUGAUCGAUGGUCGAAACCUGAUGCCUUUACUGCAGGGAAAAGUUCAGCAUUCGGAGCAUGAGUUCAUGUUUCACUACUGUGGGGUAUAUUUACAUGCAGUACGGUGGCACCAAAAAGACAGUGGUGCACUGUGGAAGGCUCAUUAUACAACUCCAAUAUUCCAGCCAGAGGGUGCUGGAGCCUGUUAUAAAAGUGGAUUGUGCGGUUGCUUCGGGGAAGACGUAAUCCAUCAUGACCCUCCUUUGCUCUUUGAUCUCUCCAGCGACCCUGCUGAGAUCAAACCUCUGUCUCCUGACACUGAGCCCCUGUUUGACACAGUAAUAAGCAGAAUAGAAAGAGCUGUUCAGGAGCAUCGCCAGACACUGACUCCAGUGCCUCAGCAGCUCUCUGGGUACAACAACGUCUGGAAGCCCUGGCUGCAGCCAUGCUGUGGGACAUUCCCAUUUUGCUGGUGUGACAAAGAAGGUGACAGUGACAGGAAAUUCUUUAACCAAGGAAAGAACAGGGAGACAGUCAAACAGCUAGUAACCUGAAAAAAGAGAACAACACUUAAAUGACCUUGGCUAAAUUACACUGGACUACUUGAAACAGACAUUCCUCUCACUUCUGAUUCACCCUAUCAAUGCUCUGUUCAGUAGACUUGGAGUCUUCUUGAUUAAGGCCUGAAUACAAUCUCUGGCCCAAAUUCUGUUUCAGUUACACCAGUGCAAUUUGGCCCUCAACAGCAAACUCAGGCUUUGGCCCCAAAUAAAUCAACUGGAAUUUUUUUCUACUGGCUUUAAAUUCAAGCAAAUUAUUGAUUAUAUAAAACUAAAUCACUGGGGUAGUUUCUGUUUAAGUGUUACUCAGGUAAAGUGUCACACUCCAUAGGCUUGUGUCAGAGGAUGGAUCUCAGAGACUAUCCUGUAUUUAAAAACAAACAUGCAUUCAGUUUGGUAAUAUGUUGAAACAUGUUCACCUCAUCUACUAAAUCACAUCAGUACCUUGUCAGCAAAUCUGGUUGUCUACCAGGCCAUGAGUCCCACGACAAAAGGUCAAGACUUUUAAAUAUUGGGUACCUAAUGUUAGACUCUUAAACCCAUAGAGAGAUGCUGUAAUAAAUGGCUUGAUAUUCUGAAGUCCUGAGAUUCCGCAGCUCCCACUGAAUUAAAUGCGAACUACAAAUGGCACAGCUCUUGAAAAUGAUGCACCACGUAUGUUCUGUAUUGAACUAGUUCUCUCAGCUACUUCAAGUGUUGAACUUCAUCCUUCAGAAAGAUAUGACUCAGUAGCUGCUUUGACAGGGCUGGUACCAAAUUUCACAGGCAUGGCUAUACUGCAAGGAAAGCCCAGGGUUAGUGAAACUCAAGUCAGCUGACCGGUGUUUGGUAUCCCUGAGCUUGAGCAUCUAUAUUGUACGCUAUCCCUACAUUAAGACUUUUCUAACUGCUGAGUGAACCUGGGACUCUGGCAGGGGUGAAAGUGGGCUGGUAGAACGUACCGGUAAAAAGUGGUCACCGAUACCAGCCCAUACGCAGCUAAUGUUAAAGCACUGCUGUGGCAGCGCUUUAAUGUUGUUGCCCCUUUUGCACACACACAUACCCCGGGGGGAGGGGUGGGGAGGAAGAGCAGAUGCCCCAGGGCCGGCGAUUUAAAAGGGCGCGGGGCUCCCGGCCGCCCCUACCGCAGCCAGAGCCCCAGGCCCUUUGAAUCACUGCGAGAGCCCUGGGCGGCAUGGGCCAGGCAGCACAGAUGGGCUGGCUGGGGGAGGCUGACCCCACCCACCCCUGCUCCUUCUGCCCAAGGCCCCGCCCCUUCCUGGGGCCCAGAGCCAGGCUCCCAUACUGGUAAGUGUUUAAUGUUACUUUCACCCCAGGGUUCUGGCAGCCACACUGCAAUGUACAGCCCUGCAUCAGGUGAGGUGCUAGUGCCUCUGGGAUCUGGUUAGUUUAACUCGGGUCUGCAUGCUGCAGUGUGGCUGCCAGAGCCCCAAGUUCAAGCAGAGGUUAGAAAAGUCUUAACAGAGGGGGAUAAUCACUGAGGUGAACAUGUACUACCAAACUGAAUGCACAUUUGUUUUUAAAUACAGGUCCAAUAUCAACCAGUGUGAGGUUGGAAAGUUGACUGAAGUGGUGGCAGAGGUAUCUAAGGCAAUCAGGCAUGUAUUCCAGCAGUAACUGCUGGCUUUGUGAGAAUGGGGUUUCUUAACUGUGGGGGCGGGAUAGCUUAGUGGUUUGAGCAUUGGCCUGCUAAACCCAGGGUUGUGAGUUCAAUCCUUGAGGGGGCCACUCAGGGAUCUGGGGCAAAAUCAGUAUUUAGUCCUGCUAGUGAAGGCAGGGGGUUGGGCUUGACUUGAUGACCUUUAAGGGCCCCUUCCAGCUCUAUGAGAGAGAGAGAUCUAUCUAUAUAAAUAAACUGUGCUGGGGCUAUUAUUGGGCCUUGUUUGCUCUCCUCAAGGAGCACCUCAGUAUAUACACUGCAAAGGGUACUACUUCAUUGCUAUGCGUGGACCAGAGAGGUAGAUUUAGGAAUGUCAAUGUGGGCAGCACAGGAAAAAUUCAGUGCCCAAGUUUUUUGCCAAUAAGGAAUCUAUAUUCAUGGAUAAUCUGGGACACUAAUCCCACCAAAUGCCAUUGACAUAAAUGGUGUUACUGUCUGCACUGUUAUUCUGGGGGAGCCCACAUACCCCUAGUGCCUUGACUUAUAAAACUGUAUCCUGAUUUCAGAGGCCAUGACAAAAGAUGGUUUAAUUACACUCUGGGCAGGUGUAGAAUGGAGGUUGAGUGUGCUUGAGGCAGAUUGAAGGCUCACUGGAAAUGUCUACACACCUGUUUGGAUGCCAGUGUCAUCAAUGUUGUCCACCUUGUUUGGAUUGCUGUGCCCUUCAUAAUCUUUGUGAAGCCAGAGGUGAGCUAUUUCCCCCUGACUGGACCUACGACAGCAAGGGGCCACUGGAUUGGUACCCUCAGCCAGAAAGUGCAGCUACCACUGAGGAAGCCAGGGAUGUUUUGUGUUCUCACAUUGUGGUCUUGCACAGCCCAAUGGAUUAGGGGGAAUAGUACUUGUUUGAAUGUCCUGGGGGGGGUGGGGGAAAAUUAACUCAUUUUAUGUGCAGGAGCAGUGUUUGAGGGGCCAGGGGCUUGAUUGUCAUGCAGCAUGUAAGUCUGAAUGACAUGAUUAAUAAUUAAUUUGGGGUGGGGUGAGGGGGACAGUAUGGUUUUACACAUGGAAUUUAUUGAUGUGAAUUUCUAUACUCAGUAAAUACAGGAGUACUGUUGGCUUACUAACACUGAAUUGCCCCUGAACCUGCUUUUAGCUUUAUUAUCUCAAAUUAUAAUUGUGAUAUGAUGCAAUGAUAAUAAACUUUCUUGAAAACA
Messenger RNA from Malaclemys terrapin pileata, 4641 nucleotides. RefSeq names its product arylsulfatase H-like. The record is from RefSeq and is a predicted model, not a curated record. Gene Ontology annotation, molecular function: arylsulfatase activity. The transcript has 10 exons. NCBI's taxonomy places the organism in Eukaryota, Metazoa, Chordata, Testudines, Emydidae. Bases 22 to 1818 code for a protein of 598 amino acids.